CAUGUGUUUAGAGUGUAAUUACUCUGUCUUUUUCUCUUUGUCCUGCUGAAGUGAAUCCGUGAAGGAAUAUGGCGUCUAUUAAGGAGCUGCUCUUGAACACACUUGAGGAACUAGUACAAGAUGAACUGAAGCUGUUUCAGUGGCACUUAACGAAUAAUCAUGAGUGUAUUUCAAAGUCUCAAAUGGAGAACGCAGAUCGCUUAAAAACAGUGGACAAGAUGGUGGCGUGUUUAGGACCAGAAGAAGCCGUGAAAGUCACGGUGGACAUCCUGAGGAAGAUUAACCAGAAUGAUCUGGCUGAAAAGCUAGAGAACAACCACAAGAAAGUGUCUCCGUGUGACAUUAAACAGCGCCCUGAGAGAAACAACAGUGACACACACACCACCGGGAAACAUCUGGAGAGAGGCGAGCCGCAUCUGAAUACCGCUGUUCCCAAGACCAGGAGCGAGUUCCUUCAAUAUUCCCAUCCGCUCACUCUGGAUAUGAACACAGUGCAUACACUCCUCCAUCUGUCCGAGGACAAAAGAGUGAUUACUGGCAGAUUCCCAGAGGAGUCGUAUAUUGAUCAUCCAGAGAGAUUUGAUCAUUAUCCUCAGGUGUUGUGUAGAGAGAGUGUGAGUGGACGCUCUUACUGGGAGAUCGAGUGGAGUGGGAGUGUUGUUGUGCAGAUAGCAGUGUCAUAUCAGGGCAUCAGCAGGAAGGGAUCGGGUAAUGAGUGUGUGUUUGGAUCUAAUGAUCAGUCCUGGACUUUGGUCUGCUCUUCCCGCAAUACCGUAUUCCUAUACAAUACCAAAGAGACUCAUCUCCCUGUAGUGUGCAGCGGUAGAGUAGGAGUGUAUGUGGAUCACAGUGCAGGAACUCUGUCCUUCUACAGGGUCGACAGAGACACAAUGAGCCUCAUCCACAAAGCCCAGACCACAUUCACUCAGCCGCUCUAUCCUGGGUUUGGGGUCGCUCUUGGAACAGUGAAACUGUUGAAGAAUUAGAAUAGACUGUAGAGAGAUUCUACCCAUAAUGCUUUGAGCUGUAUGAUAAAUCAUAAACACUGAGAUGUUAUAGAGUCUCUUAUUGUCUCUUCAUUACAUUAAUAACAGCUGAACUUCUGUCUCUGAAAUAUUUUAGAAUAAAUGUGUGUAAUAAAUCCUCAUAAAGACAUCA
Rhinichthys klamathensis goyatoka is the source of this 1158-nucleotide messenger RNA. Its product is annotated as stonustoxin subunit beta-like. Gene Ontology annotation, molecular function: protein binding. The record is from RefSeq and is a predicted model, not a curated record. NCBI's taxonomy places the organism in Eukaryota, Metazoa, Chordata, Actinopteri, Cypriniformes, Leuciscidae. Bases 69 to 986 code for a protein of 305 amino acids. The transcript is spliced from 5 exons.